Beta vulgaris subsp. vulgaris (sugar beet) is the source of this 3631-nucleotide messenger RNA. RefSeq names its product glycine dehydrogenase (decarboxylating), mitochondrial. Gene Ontology annotation, biological process: glycine decarboxylation via glycine cleavage system. Gene Ontology annotation, molecular function: pyridoxal phosphate binding; glycine dehydrogenase (decarboxylating) activity; glycine binding. Gene Ontology annotation, cellular component: apoplast; chloroplast envelope; glycine cleavage complex. The record is from RefSeq and is a predicted model, not a curated record. The transcript has 15 exons. The coding region runs from base 162 to 3290 and encodes 1042 amino acids. NCBI's taxonomy places the organism in Eukaryota, Viridiplantae, Streptophyta, Magnoliopsida, Caryophyllales, Amaranthaceae.
AGUACCCUUUUUGCCCACUCUCCUUCUCUAAUGGAAACCAAAAAUUUCUGAACUUUCUGUAACAAAUACUUUAUCUGCCCAUUUCUUGUAUUGGGCAAACAAAAAUAAAGAAGAUAUCUUUUUUAUUCUUGUAUUUGCAGAAAGAUCAAAUCUUUAGAAAAAUGGAGCGUGCAAGGAAGAUUGCUAGCAGGGCACUGUUGAAGCGGUUGCAACAUCACAACCGCCCCAACAACAACAAUGGUGGGAAGAAAAUCUUUGAUUCUCUCUCCUCAAAUUCAAGGUAUGUUUCAACAAUGGCUUCUUCUUCUAGAUUUUCCUGGAAAAAUGAGUCAGGAAAUAAUGUGGGUUUUGGAAAAACACCCCAAAAUCGAUCCAUUUCUGUUGAUGCAUUGAAACCAAGUGAUACUUUUGCUAGGAGACAUAACUCUAUAAACCCAGAAGAAGAAAUAAAAAUGGCACAGUAUUGUGGGUUUGAUAAUACUAAUGCACUUAUUGAUGCAACUGUGCCUAAAUCAAUAAGGAUCCAAUCUAUGAAGUUUUCUAAAUUUGAUGAGGGAUUAACUGAGGCUCAAAUGAUUGAACAUAUGAAGAAUUUGGCUUCAAAAAAUAAGAUUUUUAAGUCAUUCAUUGGGAUGGGUUACUAUGAUACUUAUGUACCACCUGUAAUUUUGAGGAAUAUAAUGGAAAAUCCUGCUUGGUAUACUCAAUACACACCUUACCAAGCUGAGAUAUCUCAGGGUCGUUUAGAAUCUUUGUUGAAUUAUCAAACUAUGAUUACUGAUCUUACUGGUUUGCCCAUGUCGAAUGCAUCUUUACUUGAUGAGGGAACUGCUGCUGCUGAGGCAAUGGCUAUGUGUAACAAUAUACUAAAAGGGAAGAGGAAAACUUUUAUUAUAGCCAAUAACUGUCAUCCACAAACCAUUGAUAUCUGUAAGACUAGGGCUGAUGGUUUCGAUCUUAAGGUUGUGACAGCGGAUCUUAAGGACAUCGAUUACUCGUCAGGUGAUGUUUGUGGUGUUCUGGUUCAGUAUCCUGGUACUGAGGGAGAAGUUUUGGACUAUGGAGAGUUCAUAAAGAAGGCACAUGCUAGUGGUGUUAAGGUGGUUAUGGCAACUGAUCUUUUGGCAUUGACAGUGUUGAAGCCGCCUGGUGAGUUGGGAGCUGAUAUUGUUGUUGGGUCAGCUCAGAGAUUUGGGGUGCCUAUGGGUUAUGGAGGUCCUCAUGCUGCUUUCUUGGCCACUUCUCAAGAGUACAAGAGGUUGAUGCCAGGAAGAGUUAUCGGUGUUAGUGUUGAUUCUUCUGGCAAAUCUGCUCUUCGUAUGGCAAUGCAGACAAGGGAACAACAUAUUAGAAGAGACAAGGCUACUAGCAACAUCUGCACUGCUCAGGCUUUGCUGGCCAACAUGGCUGCUAUGUAUUGUGUGUAUCAUGGACCUGAAGGUCUUAAAGCCAUUGGUCAAAGGGUGCAUGGUCUAGCUGGCACAUUGGCAGCUGGCCUGAAAAAGCUUGGGACAGUGGAAGUUCAGGGGCUGCCUUUCUUCGACACUGUCAAGAUCAAGUGUGCUGAUUCUCAAGCAAUUGCUAAUGAAGCUAGAAAGCAUGAAAUGAACUUGCGUAUUGUGGACAAGAACACUGUCACUGUUUCUUUCGACGAGACAACAACAUUGGAAGAUGUUGAUAAGCUUUUCAAAGUUUUUGCUGGUGGCAAGGCUGUACCAUUUACUGCUGCAUCUAUUGCUCCAGAAGUUGAAAAUGCCAUCCCUGCUUCCCUUGUGAGGGAGAGCCCAUAUUUGACUCACCAGAUUUUUAACUCAUACCACACGGAGCAUGAGCUGCUGAGAUACCUUUACAAAUUACAGUCAAAGGAUCUUUCACUGUGCCACAGUAUGAUUCCACUGGGAUCUUGUACAAUGAAGUUGAAUGCCACAACUGAAAUGAUGCCAGUUACAUGGCCUGAAUUCGCAAGUAUUCAUCCUUUCGCCCCAGUCGAACAGACUCAGGGUUAUCAGGAAAUGUUUGAAAACUUGGGUGAUUUGUUGUGUACCAUUACUGGAUUCGACUCUUUCUCUUUGCAACCCAAUGCUGGUGCAGCUGGGGAGUAUGCUGGGUUGAUGGUUAUUCGAGCUUACCAUUUGUCACGAGGAGAUCAUCAUCGUAAUGUGUGCAUCAUUCCUGUCUCGGCUCAUGGAACCAAUCCCGCAAGUGCCGCAAUGUGUGGUAUGAAAAUUGUCUCUGUUGGAACUGAUGCCAAGGGUAAUAUCAAUAUUGAGGAAGUGAGAAAGGCUGCUGAAGCACACAAGGACAACUUGUCUGCCCUUAUGGUUACGUAUCCUUCAACUCAUGGUGUCUAUGAAGAAGGAAUUGAUGAGAUCUGCAAGAUUAUUCACGACAAUGGAGGUCAAGUAUACAUGGAUGGUGCCAACAUGAAUGCACAGGUUGGUCUCACAAGUCCAGGAUUCAUUGGAGCAGAUGUUUGUCAUCUCAACCUGCACAAAACGUUUUGCAUUCCGCAUGGUGGAGGUGGUCCUGGUAUGGGUCCCAUUGGUGUGAAGAAACACUUGGCACCAUUUUUGCCAUCACACCCUGUGGUGUCAACUGGUGGAAUUCCUGCCCCGGAGAACUUAGAGCCCUUAGGUACCAUUUCUGCAGCACCUUGGGGAUCUGCUCUAAUUUUACCAAUUUCAUACACGUAUAUUGCUAUGAUGGGCUCAAACGGCCUAACUGAAGCAUCUAAGCAAGCUAUCCUGAAUGCAAACUACAUGGCUAAGCGUUUGGAGGAUCAUUAUCCAGUCCUUUUCCGUGGUGUCAAUGGAACAUGUGCUCACGAAUUUAUUAUUGAUUUAAGAGGCUUCAAGAACACUGCUGGCAUCGAGGCUGAGGAUGUUGCUAAACGUCUUAUGGACUAUGGAUUCCAUGGCCCAACCAUGUCAUGGCCGGUUCCUGGCACUCUCAUGAUUGAACCCACUGAAAGUGAAAGCAAGGCGGAGAUGGACAGGUUUUGUGAUGCACUAAUUUCGAUUAGAGAGGAAAUUGCUGAGAUUGAGAAUGGGAAAGCUGAUGCCAACAACAAUGUCCUCAAGGGAGCACCACAUCCACCCUCUAUGCUCAUGGCAGACUCAUGGAACAAGCCAUACUCCCGGGAAUAUGCUGCUUACCCUGCUGACUGGCUUCGUGCUGCAAAGUUCUGGCCUACUACUGCGCGUGUGGACAACGUUUAUGGUGAUCGAAACUUGAUCUGCACCCUUCUCCCAGCAAAUCACUAUGAAGAAGAGAAGGCUGCUGCUGCUUAAACCCUUUGAGCCUUUUGGCUUAGUUGCCAAAAAUUUCUUUCUUACAUAGUCCUGCUGUAUAUAUAAUACAUUCUCUCAUUGGGAUUAGCCCUAUGGGCAUUUUCAUAUGUUCACUUCUAAAGGGAUACAUUCUCUUCCUCUCCCUCCCUUUCCCCCCCUAAAAAGAAAAAGUAACAAAAAAAGGAAUGUCAUUUAUAUAUUUCUUCUUUCUAGUUCAGCAACCUUCUUUCAGUUUUCACUUUAGCUUUCUCUCAAAGAUCAGAACUUUGUGUAAUAAUAUUCAUGAAUGAAAUUGGAGAAAGAAAUGGAAAACUGAAAAUGGAAGAAUUUACUUCUGUCAA